AUGGAACAGAUACUGACUUCGCGACGUACUACUCUACAAGAAAUGUGCAGUAAAGAAUUCAACAAUAGUGUCAAAACAAAAGGACGAGCUCCGUCCUUCUUUUAUUCUAAAUCAGCAAAAGUAGCUUGUUGUAAGGCUCCAAAAACAGGUAGCUCGUUUUGGGGAACGGUAGUCUUAGCAAUUGAAUCACGGAAAAAUGCCUCUGAUACAUUUCAUAUUAACAGGAAUUCUGUUCACGGAAGAAACGAGAUUGAUGUCAAAAAAUUUCGAAACAUCACACGUGAGUCACUAACACUGAUGGUUUCUAGGGAACCCUACAGCCGAUUGUUCUCCGCUUUCGUCGAUAAGUAUUUUCUUCUCGGGCAGCUUGGUCGGGAAAUUCAAAAAGCAUUAAAGAAGCAGCCAUUUAUAAUGAACGGAGGGAUAUGUGGCUAUGGCGUAACAUUUACAGAUUUUUUAAAUUAUAUAACUGAUAGGGCUUUGAGAGGAAUGGAGUUGAAUGAACAUUUUAUGCCAAUCGUCAAACUGUGUGAUGCAUGUGCAAUAAAAUAUGAUGUCCUUAGCAAACAGGAAUCGCUCACAAAGGACACAGAACAUAUUCUAGACUUGCUGAAAUUUUCUGAUGAAAAGAAAAAUGACAUUCAAACUAGUUUGAAAAAAGGAAUUAAAAACACGAUAUAUUCUUUAGUUGCAUCAUAUUUGACUGACUACAGUAAGUAUCGCACCGACUGUCCAGACAGAGUAAGCCAUUUUGAAAAAGUUUGGAAAACUCUGCAAGUACAAGGUUAUGUGAGUACAAGAGCAGCAUAUCCAGCAGGCGAAUUCCAGAAAAUGACAACUUUCGAUGCCGACACUAUAACUUCAUUAAUCCUCAGAGAGAUGGAAAGGUUCCCGUUAAGAAAAGAGGAAAAAGCAGUGCAGCGCAAGUCUGCUUUGUCGAUAGCCUAUGCAGACGUUGGACCAGAAACUAUUGCCAAGAUUCAGAAGGUUUACAAAAUGGAUUUUCUUUUAUUCGGUUAUAAUAUGACGCCACCGGAUAAACGACCUGGUGCAAUUACGUUGUAA
Molecule: messenger RNA, 1065 nt
Organism: Ylistrum balloti
Lineage: Eukaryota; Metazoa; Mollusca; Bivalvia; Pectinida; Pectinidae
Product: carbohydrate sulfotransferase 14-like
Exons: 1
Coding region: 1-1065 (354 amino acids)
Biological process (GO): carbohydrate biosynthetic process
Cellular component (GO): membrane
Molecular function (GO): sulfotransferase activity
Source: RefSeq, a predicted model, not a curated record